This is a messenger RNA of Haliotis rufescens (red abalone), 1631 nucleotides long. Its product is annotated as arylsulfatase B-like. The record is from RefSeq and is a predicted model, not a curated record. Bases 43 to 1503 code for a protein of 486 amino acids. The transcript has 13 exons. NCBI's taxonomy places the organism in Eukaryota, Metazoa, Mollusca, Gastropoda, Lepetellida, Haliotidae.
UUAGUAGCACAAAGUCUCAGUUCUGCUUAACAAGCAAACGUGAUGGGGGUGCGAAAGUUCCUUGCCCUGUUCCUGUUUUUCUUAUCGGAAUCAUCAGCACAGCGUCCUAACAUCGUGUUUAUUGUGGCUGAUGACUUAGGCUGGAAUGAUGUUGGUUUCCGGAAUCCCGACAUGAAGACCCCAAACAUCGACAAACUGGCCACUGAGGGAAUCAUCUUCGAAAAUGCAUAUGUCCAGCCCCUGUGCAGCCCAUCCCGUACCGCCUUUAUGAGUGGAAUGUAUCCAUUCCACGCAGGCAUGCAGCAUAGGACAGUGUUCCCUCAGCAGGCGGUGUGUGUGCCUCUCAACUAUACAUUCCUCCCCCAGGAAUUAAAGAAUCUCGGCUACGCUACGCACAUGAUCGGAAAGUGGCACCUGGGCUUCUGCAAGUGGGAAUGCACACCAACGUACCGAGGCUUCGAUACUUACUUUGGUUUUUAUAAUGCGCAUGAAGACUACUUCAAUCACACUGCUAGUUCGUAUGGGGGGCUUACAUCUGGGACGUACUUAGACUACAGGGACAAUAAGCUUCCUGCAAGAAACUAUUCUGGAGAAUAUUCCGCUUUCACAUUCGCCCAGAGAGCCGUUGACAUCAUCAAUCGUCAUGAUGUUUCACAGCCGCUGUUUAUGUACCUCCCGUAUCAGAACGUACAUGCUCCUAUUGAGGUGCCCAAGAAGUAUGAGGAUAUGUAUCCGAAUGUGAUCAACGAAGGGCGGAGAAAGUUCAGUGGAAUGGUGUCUGCCCUGGAUGAGGCAGUGGGUAAUGUUACCCAGGCCCUAAAGGAUCGGGGCUUGUUUGAAAAUACUCUGAUUCUUUUCACUGCAGAUAACGGAGGGCCCAUCGAAUGGUAUGCCAACAACUGGCCCCUGAGAGGAGGGAAGCACACGAUCUGGGAGGGUGGCACGAGGGGGACAUCCUUCAUGUAUGGUGCUGGGCUCAAGAAAACAAGGACGACAUACGAUGGGAUGAUCCACGCUGUCGACUGGAAGCACACCUUAGUGUCUGCUGCUGGUGGAACUCAAGAAACUACAAUAGAUGGAAUGAGUCACUGGGAUUCUAUUUCAAACGGUCUCCCGUCUAAAAGGACAGAGUUCAUUUACAACAUCGAUGACUUUGAAGUUCCAGACGAAGGACACGCUGGAAUAAGAGUAGGCGACUACAAGCUGAUCCUGGGGUUCCCUGGAGGUCCUGAUGGCUGGCACAGACCCAUGAAUAGAACCCAGGAUGACAUAUAUGAAGAGACAGUUUACACCACAGGAGAUGAACCAGUGCAUCUCUUCAACAUUCGAGAGGAUCCCACUGAGCACAACGACCUUGCACAACAGAUGCCGGACAUGGUGGCGUAUUUACGUGCCCGGUUUGAGGACUACAAAAAGACGAUGGUACCAGCCAACUUCCCCAACCCGGAUCCUGCAUCUGAUCCGAGAAAGUUUGGAAACGCUUGGAGUCCCGGAUGGUGCUAAUCAGAUGCAGUCCUGGCAAUAUAUCUACAUGUUGUUCAGCCCAUAAUAUGUGCUAUAUUCUGUACCUACAUGAAACAUGAAAAUCAGCUUUCCUUUGCAUUUGUUUAAAUAAUUUUACAUAGAUGAUA